Messenger RNA from Hymenoscyphus albidus, 1905 nucleotides. NCBI's taxonomy places the organism in Eukaryota, Fungi, Ascomycota, Leotiomycetes, Helotiales, Helotiaceae. The record is from the annotation of a GenBank genome assembly.
AUGUUGAAGUGGCUCGACGAGCCUGCCUUUAGUAAGUACAUAACAUUUCGUUACAGGGCUUGCUUGCUAAAAUACAAACACAGAGAAAAUUAUGAAAUCUCUCGCUCGGCAAAAUUCGUAUGGAGAUGACGUCGGUGAUAGCAUCGAAUGGUGGCUAGACGAUCACAACUCUUUCGAAGAGCAGCAAAAGCACUUGCUCAAGCUGUGGGAGUCGAGGCACUGGAGGUGGCUAGGGAGACAAAAUCAUUAACGAACCAAAGCUUCACCAUGGGUGCCAUGAAUUAUGCGCUGGCUGAGGAUAUAUAUAAGCAAGGCGAAAGCUCCCAUUCGUCGCUUCAAGAUGCCAUCAAAGAUGGAUUGGCUUCGGUAGCUAAGACUGGAACCCACUCGAUCCUUGAAGAGGGUUUGGAUGCUUUUAUAUUGCUGACGACGAAAUCAGAGUGUAAGAAAGUGUUACCCCUGUGAGAGAGUAUUACUAACGAGCACUGAGGGUUGAAUAACAUGUACCAUCACAAGAUAGAUCAUUUAGGAAAGAUGCUAGAGGCGAUACAGCAGAGUCAGAGUAAGCACAUGUAUUGAUGAUGCAAGUAUCUCUGCUUACUUAUACAUUGAGUCAAUUGCUUCUUAGCCAAAAGCAAUUUCUUCAACCUGCUGCUCCCCAGAACAAUAUCAAUCGAGUCAUGCUCCAAAACAUUUUGGCCAUCAAUAUCAACAUGACAAACGAUAGUCUCGAAAAAAUGAUUUCCAUAGGAAGAACAGAGGAGGAAAAUACCCACGGUCUCACCGAAAAGUUGAUGGAGAAUCGACAGUUCCUUAAUUGGUUUCAAUCUAGUGGGUCACAAUUGCUGCUCUUGAGAGCCGUCGCAACCGAAAACAUUUCUCCGUUGUCGAACUUUUGCGCGAUGCUGGUAAAGAGCUUGAAGAAUGUUCAACCAGCAAUCACAUUGCAUUAUUUUACUAGUGUACACAGAGUACUAAGGGGAACCGACAUAGAACAUGGCCAACAUUUACUGCGAUCACUCAUCGCCCAGCUUUUGCAGCAUUGGCCUGACGGUCAUCUGCUACCAUCCAAUUUGGACCUUAGCGGUAUCAGUAAUCACGGUUUUGAAUCCCUCUGGCUGUUAUUUGUCGCCGCAAUAACAAGUUUUGAGGGUGCAACAAUUUUCUGCACCAUCGACGGUUUGCUGAAAUAUCCUCGCGAGCAAGAAGCAAUUGUGUUGGUUCAUCGCCUUUGGGAACUAUCGGAAGCUUUGCAAACAGUCACACUCAAAGUUCUUAUAACAACUCCUAUCCCACCAAGAUUGAGAGACUUCGUCCCGGCAAACAACCAGGUAAUCAUCGAUACCGAUACAAGCGAUAGAACGGAUUCGAAUGUUGGCAAUGGCUUGAGUCCGACGGUUACGAGACAGUUUGCCAGAGGAAGAUCGGGAAGUCCAUUUAGCCGGGAGCCGCUCAACAUCUUGUGAAGACUUACGUUGUCUCGAAAAAUGCUGGGAGGAACGCAGCACAGUGAUUCAAAGAUGUUGGAAGAAACGCGAAAGCAAAAUCUACGCGACGUAUUGUCUCGGUCCCUCUCGGCUCGGCGUUAGGGUGUAAGUCACAUGAUGAGACUUCGCGAAAUUUCAACAAUUGUUUUAGGGAAAUUGAGGAGGUUAUAAGGCGUUUAUUGGAAUGCAGGUCUCACUGGCGAUGAACGUGGCUGUUUCGAAUUUUCAGCCCACUGAGCCUGAGACAUGGACGUCUUGUUUGUCGGGUUUUGAUGUUAGGGAUGCAAUGUGGAUUUGACUAUUUUGAUGAUCAAUGGUUUUGCAGGUUGGGAUGUAUUGCAUAUUUUGAAUAUUCUUCUUUUUCAUCGCAAAUUACUUGGGAAUGAAAGCUUUUUUUUAAUAUGGCUUUAAAGAAUCC